Molecule: messenger RNA, 1940 nt
Organism: Octodon degus (degu)
Lineage: Eukaryota; Metazoa; Chordata; Mammalia; Rodentia; Octodontidae
Product: liver carboxylesterase 1
Exons: 14
Coding region: 56-1747 (563 amino acids)
Biological process (GO): lipid catabolic process
Cellular component (GO): endoplasmic reticulum; lipid droplet
Molecular function (GO): carboxylic ester hydrolase activity
Source: RefSeq, a predicted model, not a curated record
ACAUUCCCUUGGAGCAGAAAGAACACACUGGCCCUAGAGUUGCUGUCCUUCCAAGAUGCAGAUUUGUGCUCUUGUCUUGGCUUGUCUCACUGCCUGCACAGCUUGGGCAUCUUCACCACCUGUGGUGGACACCGUGUAUGGCAAAAUCCUGGGGAAAUAUGUCAGCCUAGAAGGAUUUGCACAGCCUGUCUCUGUAUUCCUGGGAGUCCCUUUUGCGAAGCCCCCUCUGGGAUCCCUGAGAUUUGUGCCUCCACAACCUCCAGAACCAUGGAAGUAUGUGAAGAAUACCACCUCUUACCCUCCCAUGUGCUCUCAAGAUCCAGAAGCGAGCCAGUUUAUCUCUGAUUUCUAUACCAAUAGGAAGGAAAGCAUUUCUCUGAAGCAUUCUGAAGAUUGUCUGUAUUUAAAUAUUUACACUCCUGUGGAUGUGAGGAAGAAAAGCAGUCUGCCGGUGAUGGUGUGGAUCCAUGGAGGUGGUAAUGUGGUGGGUGCAGCAUCAACUUAUGAUGGACUGGCUCUUUCUGCCCAUGAAAAUGUGGUAGUGGUGACCAUUCAGUUUCGCCUGGGCAUCUGGGGAUUCUUCAGCACAGGGGAUGAACACAGCCGGGGGAACUGGGGUCAUUUGGACCAGGUGGCUGCACUGCGCUGGAUCCAGGACAACAUUGCCAACUUUGGAGGAAACCCAGGCUCUGUGACCAUCUUUGGAGAGUCAUCAGGUGGUCAGGAUGUCUCUGUUCUUGUAUUAUCCCCCUUGGCCAAGAACCUCUUCCACAGAGCCAUUUCUCAGAGUGGUGUGGUCUUCACUGCUAGCCUGUUCAACAAGGAUGUCAAGCCUAUAGCUAAGAAAAUUGCUGUUACUGCUGGGUGCAAAACCACCACAUCGGCUGUCAUGGUUCACUGCCUGCGCCAGAAGACAGAGGAUGAGCUCUUGGAGGUGGAAAAGAAAAUGAAACUUCUGGGUGUGGAUUUAUUUGGAGACCCAAAUGAGCACUGUCCCUUCAUUCCCACUGUGGUGGAUGGAGUGCUGUUGCCCAAGACACCUGAAGAGAUUCUGGCAGAAAAGCACGUCAACCCUGUCCCCUAUAUGAUAGGAAUCAACAAGCAAGAGUUUGGCUGGAUCAUUACAAUGUUUAUGGGAAAUCCAAUUCCUGAAGGCAAACUGGACCAGAAAACGGCCACAUCACUAUUAUGGAAAUUCUAUCACUUUGCUCACAUUCCUGAGGAACUGACACCAGUGGCUACUGAGAAAUAUUUAGGAGGAACAGAGGACCUUGUCAAAAAGAGAGAGCUGUUCCUGGACUUAUUGGCAGACUUUAUAUUUGGUGUUCCAUCCGUGACUGUAGCCCGUGGUCACAGAGAUGCCGGAGCCCCCACUUACAUGUAUGAGUUCCAGUAUCGCCCAAGUUUCUCAUCAGAUUUGAGACCCAAGACAGUGAUAGGAGACCAUGGGGAUGAGAUCUUCUCAGUACUUGGGGCUCCAUUUUUAAAAGAUGGUGCCUCAGCAGAAGAGAUUGGCCUUAGCAAAAUGAUGAUGAAAUUCUGGGCCAACUUUGCUCGGAAUGGGAACCCCAAUGGCGAGGGGCUGCCCCACUGGCCAGAGUAUGACCAGAAGGAGGGAUACCUGAAGAUUGGCUCCACCACUCAGCCUGCACAGAGACUGAAAGAAAAAGAAGUAGCUUUCUACAAUGAGGUUCUAGCCAAGGAGCUACUGGAGAAGUCACACCAGAAAGAACACAUAGAGCUCUGAAUAGAAGGCCUAACAGGCAUUGGGAACCUGCAUCAGUCAACACAGGUGUAUUUAAAGAAGGCAUUUGUUGGUUCAAGCUAUAUUUCAUUGUAGAUCAUAAAAAAUUGUUUGUUGGGGGUUGGCAGAAUCCAGGGAUGGGGAAUGUCUGUACUGUGGCCUGAACUUGAAAUUAAAAGUUAUUUUUCAAACAAGA